Messenger RNA from Dunckerocampus dactyliophorus (ringed pipefish), 1227 nucleotides. It is a transcript of the gene dctn3, whose product is annotated as dynactin 3 (p22). Lineage: Eukaryota; Metazoa; Chordata; Actinopteri; Syngnathiformes; Syngnathidae. The transcript has 6 exons. The record is from RefSeq and is a predicted model, not a curated record. Gene Ontology annotation, biological process: cytoskeleton-dependent cytokinesis. The coding region runs from base 81 to 722 and encodes 213 amino acids. Gene Ontology annotation, cellular component: dynactin complex.
UCAACAUGCGUCGACGCACGUAAAACACAUCACCGUGUCGCUGUUUUGCGUCCUGCUGUGCAUGUGAAAAGCAUCAAAAAAUGGAAAAGAAAGCGGCAACAGACAAUUUGGAAAUGCGUCUUCAGGCACUGGAGACUCGCAUCUAUGGCGAAAGGAGAAACAAAAGCGGAAGACCAUUAAAGUGUGCAGACUCUUUAGCCAGAAUUCAGGCAGGUCUGACCAACACAGCCAACAAGCGAGAACGAGUAAAGAUCCUGCACAAAAAGAUUGAAGACCUGAUGAAGUACUUGGACCCCCAGUUCACUGACCAUAUUGCUGUGCCCGACACCAUGAAGCUGGAGUUCAUUCUUGCUGAGGAGGACUUCCUGCUUUCCCAGGCUGCUUUGCUGGAGCAGGCUAACAACCUGCAGCCGCUGCUGGACAGCUCCUAUAUCCGAGACGUUCCUGAGCAUGCGACCAAGCUCCAACGUCUCUCUCAGAUUCACAUCAAACAGCAGGUAACGAUGGCCCUUGAUGCUCUGCGUUGCUGGCUUGUUGGUUUUCCCUUGCUUGGACCUCACUGUUGGUUCUUUCAGGACCAAGCUGAUGCUCAGUCCCAGGAAGUGAAGAAGCUUUUUGAGGAGUACAACAAAAUGAUGUUCCUGCUGUCCAAGCAGUUCACUCAGUGGGAUGAGACCUUGAGAAAGCUGGAGGAGGCAAAGGGCAUCCGGCCCGUGGAGUAACUCUGACCUGCUUGCACACCUCUGAUGAUGGAAGACUGCAACAUAAACAGCUAGUGCAGCUUUAUAACUCUACAAAAACACGAACAUUUUCUCAAAAAGUCCAAGCUGAUUCAGCAUCGUUAAUUGAAACGGUUUCGGCUAUGUUGGUGUUGUCCAGUUGCUACAAAGUUGCUCCUUGGCAAAUGCAAAAAAUCAUCAGUUGUUUGAAGGAACUUACUCCCCUCGUGUUACAGCCUGGAAUCGCCGUUCUAAAUUAGUUGUACACAUAGGAGCGUUUUGAUGCUCGCAUGCAAGAUUUAAUUGUCAAGCAUUCCAGCUUCGCUGCCGCAGCUCAGUCACAGGACUUGAUCGCCUGACAUGCACAGGCAUCACAACUUUAGCAAACCUUACAUUUGGUCUCCUGACAAGAGCUCAACAGUGUUUGCGGUUGUAAAUGUCAUACAACAUGAUCACUGUUAUUCUAAUAAAUAUGAUGGCUUUAUUGGACAAUUCCCUUGUGUGAUAU